AUGAAUUACCCCAUUCCCGUCAUCCGUCUGCCCUUCCCUGGCCAAAGAACGGCCUAUAUAUGGAUGGCUGCCCUCGCCCCUUUCGGUGGAGAAUUCCAACCCGGUCUCUACAGACCCACCACUGAGCGUAAAUUCGCCAACCCAGCUCCCCUCGGUCUGAGUGCCUUUGCUCUCACCACCUUCGUCCUGUCCCUGAUCAACAUCCAAAAUCGGGGUGUCGUACAGCCUAAUAUCGUUGUAUCACUAGCUUUCGGAUAUGGAGGACUCGUUCAACUGCUCGCUGGCAUGUGGGAAAUGGCCGUAGGAAACACCUUCGGUGCCACAGCUCUCUCCUCCUACGGAGGCUUCUGGAUCUCCAUCGGCAUCGUGCUCACCCCCGGCGGCUUCGACAUCGUAGCCGCAUACACGACGACCACCUCGCACGUCAACGACUUCAACAACGCCUUCGGCUUCUUCCUCGCCGGCUGGUUCAUCUUCACGACCAUCCUGCUGCUCUGCACUCUGCGCUCCACCGUCGCCUUUUUCAUGCUCUUCUUUACGCUUGACCUCGCUUUCCUCUUUCUGUCCGUCGGCCACCUGAAGGCCGAUGCCAAGGGAAAUACCAACGUGAGCUUGAUCAAGGCUGGUGGAUAUUUUGGGCUGUUCGCUGCGUUUUUGGCGUGGUAUAAUGCGCUGGCUGGUAUUGCGGAUGAUAGCAACUCCUUCUUCGUCAUCCCCGUCGCGCACUUCCCAUGGUCCGUCAAGGGCCGCGAGCGGAGAGCCGUCGGCAAGACUGAGCGUGAGACUGUCUAAGUCCCCUCUGUACUUCAAAUGUUUGCUUUGCUACUGAAUUGAAUUGGAGGGAUUGGAUUGGG
Hyaloscypha bicolor E is the source of this 854-nucleotide messenger RNA. RefSeq names its product putative meiotically up-regulated gene 86 protein. The coding region runs from base 1 to 792 and encodes 263 amino acids. Gene Ontology annotation, molecular function: acetate transmembrane transporter activity. Gene Ontology annotation, cellular component: plasma membrane. The transcript has 4 exons. NCBI's taxonomy places the organism in Eukaryota, Fungi, Ascomycota, Leotiomycetes, Helotiales, Hyaloscyphaceae. The record is from RefSeq and is a predicted model, not a curated record.